AAACCGUCAGCACAACACUCGACGACACCUUACUCCUUUUGCGAGCCAAGGGAUAGUACUUCCGGGGAAGAAUCGUAAGUGCCUUUUCGGUUGGCUACAAACUCCUAGUUGAGUUAGCCGUUGCAUGAAGAUCCCUGCCAAGUCCGUCAUUUCCAAGACCGACGUCAACAAGCUCCGCAAGAAGCGUCAAGUCAAGGCCAAGAAGACCGCGAUUUUGCGCAAGAACUUUCGUCGUCUCAACGAGUCCAGCACCGCCGACAAAGUCCAGCAAGACCUUCUCGACGCAGUUUCAAGAGUCCAGCGAAUCACCAAGCACUUCCAAGCGACUAUCCUCAAGGAGUUCGGUACCAGCGACAUACAAGUAGUUACGCGCACCAACCCAACCUUUCGUUUGAUCGACUCUUUCACUUCCGAAGUUUCGACCCUCAUCUCCAAGUCAAUUCCCGAAACGAUCGACGACAUCGCAAAGGAAAAACUUCUCCCAAUCAUCAAGUCUCGAGGUUAUAACUAAGUCUCAAGUAUCUCUUUUCUCCCAAACUCGUUCGAAAUUUUGUAAACAUGGAUAUGAAGAAC
Molecule: messenger RNA, 573 nt
Organism: Aphanomyces invadans
Lineage: Eukaryota; Oomycota; Saprolegniomycetes; Saprolegniales; Verrucalvaceae
Exons: 1
Coding region: 125-511 (128 amino acids)
Source: RefSeq, a predicted model, not a curated record